Molecule: messenger RNA, 2043 nt
Organism: Strigops habroptila (Kakapo)
Lineage: Eukaryota; Metazoa; Chordata; Aves; Psittaciformes; Psittacidae
Product: G protein-activated inward rectifier potassium channel 4-like
Exons: 4
Coding region: 251-1945 (564 amino acids)
Biological process (GO): regulation of monoatomic ion transmembrane transport; potassium ion import across plasma membrane
Cellular component (GO): plasma membrane
Molecular function (GO): inward rectifier potassium channel activity
Source: RefSeq, a predicted model, not a curated record
GAGACAGAUUAACGGGCCACCUUCUGCUGCUGGAGCAGGAUUGGCGGCCGCCGCAGAGCUCCCUGUCCUUCCCUCCCACUGGCCACGGCGGAGGAUUCCCAUCCGUGACCGGUGGGAAGAUGCCUGGUGGCCGCCGGGGCAGAGCAGGAGCCACAAGCAGAGAUCGACAUCUGCCGGCGCGGCGGCCACUCCGCGUGAACACAAGGACCCUGUGCCCAGCCCGGGGCUGAGUCCCGGUCCCGGCCCCACCAUGGUGCUCCCCUGCGCCAAUAACAGCAUCAGCAGCAGCCGGCCGGCACUCGAGGAGCCCCGCGGCCGCAGCAACUCCAUCCCCCUGGCACAGACCCCCACCGCCAAGCACAUGCUGGCCUACCUGCCACGGCCGCCCACCGACACCAGCCGCUAUGGCACCUUCCCCCAGAAGCCUGAACCCCUGGCUGCCCCUGAGGCUCUAGCAGAGGACAGCCGGCUGCAAGCUGCCGCCACUGCCAACAGAAGUAUCCUGAUGCCAAAAUACCCGUCCCCACCCUGCCAUGGCAGCAUCACUCCCGACGAGGCAUCCCUGCUGCGGAGCCGCAGCAGCAUGGCCACCCCACACCGUCCCGGGGACCUGCCCUGGUGCCCGCCAGCCGCUGCACAGGAGAGCGGCACCCGCUGGUGCCCGCUGCAUGCCCUGAGCGUGGCCAACAUCCCCAGCUCGGUGCGUGGCAGGACCCCCGCCCUCAGCAGCACAGCCACCACCGUGCCCCCCACCGAGGGGCUGCAGGGCCGGCGCCGCAGGCUGCUGGAGGAGGACAGCCCCAUGCUCCAGGCUGGCAAGCGGCAGCGGCAGCGCUAUGUGACAAAGGUGGGCAAGUGCCAGGUGAACCUGGGCAACAUCCAGGAGAAGAAGCGGUUCCUCUCGGACAUCUUCACCACCAUCGUGGACCUCAAGUACCGCUGGUUCCUCUUUGUCUUCAUGAUGUGCUACAUCGUCACAUGGGUGGUAUUUGGCACCAUCUACUUCUUUGACGCCUGGGUGCGGGGCGACGUCGGGAACCGGGGCGAUCCUGAGUGGCCAGCGUGCAUCGAGAACAUUGACGGCUUUGUGGCUGCCUUGCUCUUCUCGGUGGAAAGCCAGCGCACCAUCGGCUACGGCUCCCGGAUGGUGACGGCCAACUGCACCGAGGGCGUCAUCCUCCUGAUGGCACAGUCCAUUGUCGGCUCCAUGAUCGACGCCCUGAUGGUGGGCUGCAUGUUCGUCAAGAUCUCCCGGCCCAAGAAGCGCGCCCAGACCCUCAUCUUCAGCAAGAACUGUGUCAUCUCCCAGCGGGACGAGCAGCUCUGUCUCAUGUUCCGCGUGGGGGAUCUGCGGGAUAGCCACAUGGUGGAUGCCAAGAUCCGGGCCAAGCUCAUCAAGUCCCGGCAGACAGCCGAGGGCGAGUUCAUCCCCCUGGAGCAGUCGGAGCUGAACCUGGGCUACGACACAGGCGAGGACCGCCUGUUCCUGGUGGAGCCCCAGAUCAUCUGCCAUAUCAUCAACCGCCGCAGCCCCUUCUGGGACAUGUCGGCUGAGUCACUGCGCCGGGAGCAGUUCGAGAUCAUCAUCAUCCUCGAGGGCAUCGUGGAAGCCACAGGGAUGACGUGCCAAGCCCGCACCUCGUACACAGAGGACGAGAUCCUCUGGGGGUACCGCUUCGAGCCCUGCAUGUCCCUGGAGAAAGGCGCCUUCCGGGUGGACUACAGCCGCUUCGAGAUGACCUUUGAGGUGCAGACCCCGGCGGCCAGCGCCAAGGAGCUGCACGAGCUGAAGGAGCUGGAGCAGCAGGAGCACUCCACGCUCAGCCUCUACUGGGACCACCUCCUGCAGCCCUGCGCCCUGCCGGGGCCCGUGGAGGAUGCUCUGCCCGGGCUGAGCGUCCCCGGGAGCCGGGAUGAGCUGCUGGAGCGAGGGGGCAGCGCCUGAGCCGUGCCCAGCGCUGACAGUGCCAUAGCCCGCCCUCACCCCGGGGCACAAGCCAGGACACCGGAUCCAGACAGUGGGUGAUGGAAGGCUCCUCAGUA